Messenger RNA from Neospora caninum, 1569 nucleotides. Its product is annotated as putative duplicated carbonic anhydrase. The record is from RefSeq and is a predicted model, not a curated record. Gene Ontology annotation, molecular function: zinc ion binding; carbonate dehydratase activity. The transcript has 2 exons. The coding region runs from base 1 to 1569 and encodes 522 amino acids. NCBI's taxonomy places the organism in Eukaryota, Apicomplexa, Conoidasida, Eucoccidiorida, Sarcocystidae.
AUGGCGGGCUGUCUGUUUCGCGGCCUCAGUGGGCAGUGUGGGCCGAUCUCGUGGUCCCACGCCGUUCUUAUGCUCAUCCUGGGGGUUGCAAUCACCUCUUUGAAUCGAACGCAGGCCUUUCAUCGGGCGUCUCUGCACGGAACAGCGACUCCUGAAGAUCACAGGAUGCUGCAGGCACAGUAUCUGAGCUCUAUUGGCGCCCGUGAGACAGUAGCACGUGCCCACCGCGGUGCCGCCUUCCAAAAACUACUCGGAAAGGAUAGAGCGCGUCCCCACUCUUUGAUUCAGGAGGUGGCUGAGGAGAAAAACAAUUCGAAUAGGGAAGUCGGCUCAAUACCGCGCUUUUCGGCAUUGCCAGAGUCGGAGUGGGAUUACAACCAACAUGGCAAGGACUGGGGUGGCAUGUGCGCCAAAGGCAUGCAGCAAUCGCCAGUCGAUUUACACAUUGAGGGGUUACAGGAGCCCGAAUAUCGGAAUUUGACCAAUCUGUAUAUGAACGCGUUCUCCGGGACAAUGGUACAGUCUCGACCCUUCAAGCCCUGGAAGCGGGGGGAUUUUUUCUAUACCUACCCUCACCAGUUCACGCAAGUGGACGUUUACAAGUCGUCCAAAGUGUUUCAGGUGCGCAUCCCAGAGGACCAAAUGACACCUCUUGGAGCUAUGUUUAGCACAGAUACGGCGGAGAUGUACACUGCUCAACACAUCUUCUUCCAUUCGCCAUCUGAACAUACCUUUCAAGGGGAGGCGAAUCGUCGUGAAAUUGAAAUGCAGAUUUGGCAUUAUUCGAACGACUUGCUCUCGUUUGAAUCAUCAACGAGCUUAAAUCAUACCUCUCUCCCUUUCCUCGCUCUCUUUGCUCAAAGCUCCCUCAACCUUCCCGAUGUCGAGGAGGCGCUGAGGAGAGAUCAGUCUUCUGGCGCUGACCCCAACCUUCCCUCUUCCCACUGGCGUGUGAUUUCCUUGACAUUUAUGAGCGAGGAGCUUGACCAAACCAGCCUAGCUGAACUCAAGAGUUUGCCAUCCGAGAGGCUGCUCAGUACCCUUCUUAGUGCAGAAAGGAUUAACAGUGAAGCGGGUCAAUCCGAGAAGGUGCAACUGGUACAUCCGCUAAAUUUGCAGUCAGUGAUGAUGAUGCUUCAGCUGACAAACACGGAGUUCUUUGCCUAUGAUGGAAGCACAACCAUGCCCGACUGCACGGAAAAUGUGCGCUGGUAUGUAGCCCGCCAACCUCUCCCUGUCGCGACCGAAACAAUGCUGCGGUUCUACAAGAUGUUGAAUCCACAGCAAUUGAAGAGCCGUGAGGAGAAGGAUGGGAACUUCAGGAUGUUGCAGAAUGUGGAAGACAAUAUGCGCAACGAAGGGAACGUUUUCUUGGUGCAGGGAUUCCCUCUCCAGGUUCUUGUCGCCAACAGUCUUGGCUUUGAUACCAUGGCAAAAAUGUCCAAGGAGGGCUCAGAAAUGUUCCAAGGGUGGUUCACUGCUGCGGGUGCCCAAACAUUCGGCUACAGUGGCACAGCGCUGGCAUACGUGACUGCCUGCCUGGUUCUCUUAAAUGCUGUUGGCCUAUAA